Bicyclus anynana (squinting bush brown) is the source of this 3769-nucleotide messenger RNA. It is a transcript of the gene kz, whose product is annotated as probable ATP-dependent RNA helicase kurz. Gene Ontology annotation, cellular component: nucleolus; intracellular anatomical structure. Bases 127 to 3696 code for a protein of 1189 amino acids. The record is from RefSeq and is a predicted model, not a curated record. Gene Ontology annotation, biological process: maturation of SSU-rRNA from tricistronic rRNA transcript (SSU-rRNA, 5.8S rRNA, LSU-rRNA). NCBI's taxonomy places the organism in Eukaryota, Metazoa, Arthropoda, Insecta, Lepidoptera, Nymphalidae. The transcript has 19 exons. Gene Ontology annotation, molecular function: ATP binding; RNA binding.
CAGAAAAAUUAAAAAUGAAAUAAGUCAUAACAAAAGCACGCUUGAAUUAUAAGUUAAUAAUUGUUUUAAAUUGUGAUAAAUAGAGACGAUAAAUUGCUUCAAUAAAUCUGUGAAAUUGUCACUAAAAUGGGUCGUAAAAGGUAUAACGCCAAAGCGCGUCAAGUAGUUAAAACUAGCAUUGACGAUUCUCAGACGAAUGAGAUUAAACUUGAUAUUGCAAAAAAUGAAUAUGGAGUGACAGAUACCAGCAAUUUGGUGGUAUUGCCAUCAAAGAAAAGAAAAACAAAUAUAGUCAAGGACAAAAAAGAAAAGACAAGAUUUCUUUCAAAAGCCCAGCGCAAAAGGCUAGAGAAGAUUGCGGAUAAAAAGAAGAAAAAAGAAAAUAGGGCAGCACUACUGGAGUCUUUGUCUUUAGUACAAGCAACCCCAGAGGAAGUAAACCAAUUGACUACAAUAUCUUCUGUUCAAACUCUGGGAUUACGAAAGUUAAAUGAAUAUAAUGUAGAGCAAAGUACACAGAACACUCAACCUGAUAAUGAGCAGAAGAAAUUCAGCAGUAUUGCAGGUGCAAAAAAGCGAUUGAGAUUGCUAAGGAUGGAGAAGACAGGAAGUGGCAAAAAACAAAAGUAUGACCCUAAUAUAAUUGGCCUUGAAGAGUCGUCUGAUGAUGCUAGUUCUGACUCUGACGCUGAUGAAGUUACUGAAAAUAGUCUUGAAAGUGAAGAAAUUAAAGAAAACAAUAUUGUGGAAGAAAAUAAUUUAUUACAGACUGAUACAAAAACAGAACCACAAGAUAUAGAUAAAAAUGAGAAUACUGAAAAACAAAUUAGUCAAGAUAAAAAUGACAAGACAAACGAAAAUAAUAACAAAAAAGAAGAGUCAGGACAAAAUAUAAAAGAAAACAAAAAACCUUUGUUAACACACACCACAGUACAUAUUGAUGUUAAAAGAGACCCAAAAAUACAAAUUGCAAGAUUAAAAUUACCAAUUCUAGGCGAAGAACAGAGAAUAAUGGAGCUUGUUAAUGAGAAUGAAUUUGUCAUUGUGGCUGGUGAAACUGGUAGUGGUAAAACAACCCAGUUACCACAAUUCCUUUAUGAGGCGGGUUAUGCUGAAACAAAAAUGAUAGGUGUAACAGAACCAAGGAGGGUUGCAACUGUUGCUAUGUCUCAAAGAGUUGCUUUCGAGUUGGGAUUGACAAGCAAGCAUGUCUCAUACUUGAUGCGGUUUGAGGGAAAUGUCAGCAAGGAUACUAAAAUUAAGUUUAUGACUGAUGGUGUUCUUCUCAAAGAGAUUCAGUCAGACUUCCUUCUGAGCAAAUAUUCGGUAAUAAUCAUAGAUGAGGCACACGAAAGGAGCGUCUACACAGAUAUUCUGUUGGGAUUGCUCUCACGUAUCGUGCCCUUAAGACUUAAGAGAGGCAUUCCAUUGAGGUUGAUUAUCAUGUCUGCCACACUGAGAGUUGAGGAUUUCACAGAAAACACCAGAUUGUUUAAAAUACCACCGCCAGUGAUAAAGGUAGAAUCCAGACAGUUUCCAGUGACAGUACAUUUUAACAAGAACACUUACAGUGAUUAUUUGAAGGAGGCUUACAAGAAAACAGUAAAAAUACACACAAGGUUACCUGAGGGUGGAGUGUUGAUCUUUGUUACUGGGCAGCAAGAGGUACAUUACUUAGUACGCAAAUUAAGAGCAUCGUUUCCGUAUCGGAAGGAUGUGGACUAUUCAAAACUCAUCACCAAGAAGGUUACAAAUGAAGUGGAUACUGCAUUGGAUUCUGAACCAGAGGAUAUUGAAUCUGAUGACGAUGAGGUGGAGAAAGAAAUGAAACGGAUACGCAAAGCGAGGAGGAAAGCAAAGAAAAAGGGGAGAACUUUGCCAAAAAUCAAUUUGGAUGACUACGACAUGCCAGAGGAUGAUGGACAGGCGGACUUGGUCAGCGAUGACGAUAGCGAGGCACAUCUGAGUGAUUCAGACGCAGAAGAGGACAGUCUAACACCUGUGAUCAAGUCCUGUAGACAGCCACUGUGGGUGCUCCCACUGUACUCCAUGCUGGGUUCAGCCAAACAGGCGCUGGUCUUUGAUCCACCGCCUGUUGGUGCCAGACUGUGCGUCGUUAGCACAGAUGUGGCGGAAACAUCGCUGACCAUACCCGGGGUGAAGUAUGUGGUUGACUGUGGGAAGAAAAAGAUGCGGGUGUACGACCACACGACGGGCGCGAGCGCGUGGCGCGUGGUGUGGACGUCGCAGGCGAGCGCGGAGCAGCGGGCGGGGCGCGCGGGGCGCACGGCCGCCGGCCACGCCUACCGGCUGUACAGCAGCGCCGUGUUCCAGCACGACUGCGUGCCGCACUACGAGCCCGACCUGUGCCGCCGCCCCGUCGACGACUUGCUGCUGUGCAUGAAGUGCAUGGGCAUUGACAAGGUUGUGAAUUUUCCGUAUCCAACCGCACCAGAUAGGCUUCAGCUGCGCUUAGCUGAAAAACGGCUAGAAGUGUUGGGUAUACUGGAGAAGCCUGUAGUUAAGAACACUAGGAGGAAAGACAACGAUGAGAUACUAAAAGUAACGCCGCUGGGUAAGGCAGUGUCCGCGUUUCCUCUGCUACCGCGCUACGGCAAGAUGUUGGCGCUCAGUCACCAGUUCAACUUGCUGCCCUACACCAUCGCCUUGGUCUCCGCGCUUACCGUGCAAGAGGUCAUGACCGGAAAGGCGGACAAUUGGCCCGCUACCGGUAACACGCUGCUCCUGGGUGACCCGGGGGUCCUGCUGAGAGCGGUCGGCGCGGCGGAGUAUUCCUUCGUCAAGGGGGAGGAGGAACUGUUCUGUGCCAAAUAUGGCUUGAGGGAAAAGGCAAUAAAAGAAAUACGUAAGCUCCGCAAACAGUUGACAUCGGAGAUCAACCUCAGUGUAUCAGGUAUAGAUCUGACAAUAGAUCCAGAAAUGAAACCCCCAGACGAUAAACAAGCGAGGCUACUUAGACAACUCCUGUUGAGCGGCUUGGGAGACCAAGUUGGGAGGAAAAUUGGGCUCGAGGAAGUAAAGGAGGGUGAAGACAAACGCAAAUUCAAAUACGCCUACCACUGCGCGAAUUUGGAAGAGCCAGUUUUCCUGCACUCGGGCUCAAUACUACGUAAGGUGAUACCCGAAUGGGUGGUGUACCAAGAGCUUUAUGAGACCGGCGGCGAGGACAAAAGGAAAAUGGUCAUGAGGAAUGUGGCUGCCAUAGAACCAGAGUGGCUGCCAGUGUACAUACCACAAUUGUGUAACUUGGGCGAACCUCUAUCAGACCCUGAACCAAGAUAUGACGCGACAUCGGGCCGCGUGAAGUGUCACUUCAAAGGGACAUUCGGCAAAAGUUGCUGGGAACUGCCCGUAGCUGAGAUUGACUAUCCAGACAAAAUUGAACGAUACAAAUGGUUCGCAAGAUUCCUACUAGAAGGCAAAGUGUUUCCCAAACUCAAGAAGUAUAGCGGGUCAUUACUAUCCCCCCCAUCAACAAUGAUCAAAAGUUGGGCCAAUCUUCAGCCGAGGACCGAAGUUUUGUUGAAAUGUUUGAUAUCAAGACGUGUUGGUACGAAGGAUCAGUUGGAAAACGCGUGGAAAGAACAGAGUACUUAUUUGUUGGAGGAAUAUUUAAAAUGGAUACCAGAGUCGGCGCACAACGAAAUUACAUUAUAUUGGCCACCAGUGUUAUAAAUUAGAUUUUUUUGUUUGUUAUGUAAAUACUGUACAUUAUUUGUUUUUUAAAUAAAGAUAUUUUGAAUGGGAA